Messenger RNA from Symbiodinium natans, 2577 nucleotides. The record is from the annotation of a GenBank genome assembly. Lineage: Eukaryota; Dinophyceae; Suessiales; Symbiodiniaceae.
AUGACUUUUGAAGACAUCGAAGUGCCACAGUUCUCCGAGCAGAAGCCCAUUGUUGUGGAUGCGGCAGUGCGAAAGAACCCCGCAAAGUGGCGCGAGAGGAACAAGAGGCGAGCCCAGAGCCGGAAGGCGUCGCGGCCGCCACAGGGCGGUGCCCAUGCCCGCUCCACCACAGAGCCCAGCUGGGAAGUGCAGCAGACGGUGCCUACCCCAGAGGUUGCAGACCUGAAAAAGCAAGAUCUCCAGAAAGACCAUGAGAAGGAAUGUGAAGAUGCUCCUGAAGAUGAGUCUUAUACGCAGAAGCCGCAGGGAAAGACCAUGCCUGGCGGAUACUACGUCCGGAGCCUCGAGGAGGUGCACAUGAGCACAAUGCGCGCUUUGAACGUGCGUCUCACCAAGCCCUACCAGCGCACGGCGGCGAGUUGUGAGGAGGAGGACCUCCCACCACUUGAGCCUGAAGAAAUGGGGGAGGUGCAGGCACCGAGCCCGGGACGGGUAGUGCGCGAGGCGGCGAAGCGUGCGCAGGCAGCUGUCCGCGAGGCGCAAAAGCAGCGGCGGCAGGACGAAGAGGAGGAGCGCCGGCGCGAGGCCGAGCGCCGCCUGGAGCGUCGCCGCCUUGAGCUGAAGAUACGCAAGCUGAAAGAGGAGCAGGAGGUGAAAGAGGCGCAGGAGGAAGCUCGGCGAAAGGAGUGGGAACUCCAGCAGCUGGCUGAACAGGAGGCAGGCAAGAAUGCUCCAAGAGCUGGCAACAGUGAGCCCAGCGAGAACGGAGGAAAGGACGACGAUGCUCAGAAGGAGCUUCGCCGCCAACGCCGUGCACAGCGAGACGCUGAGGAGGACGCCAAGCUCCGUGAGGCGCGGCGGCGCCGCCGUGCCGAAGAGGAGGCGGCGAAGAAGGAACUCGAGGAGGCCCAGCGUGCUGCUGAGGAGGAAAAGAGGCAGAAAGAGAAAGAGCGCAAGGAACGCGAGAAGCGCGAGCGGAAGGAGCGGGAGAAGGCUGAGGCAGCGGCUGAGGCUCAGCGACGACAGGAGGACGAAGCGAGACGCGCGGCUGACGAGCAAAGGCGGCGGGAGGAAGCCGAGCAUCGUGAGGCCUUGUUGGUGGCUGCACGGCAGAAGGAAACAGCGGAGGAGACGCUUCGCCGUCAACAGAUGGAGAUGGAAGAGCGGAGACGGCGAGCGGAGCAAAGGAGGAAAGAGAUCAAGGAGAAGGCAGAGCGUGCCAAGAAAGCCGCAGCUGCGGGGCUCCCGCCCUCUGCAGCGGCUGCGCUCGCAGCAGAGGCUGUCGCAAGGGACGCGAAGCCGCCCACGGCGCAUGUCACGGUGGCUGUUCUUGGCCACCAUGGUGCUGGGAAGUCCAUGCUGGUGGGGGCGCUGCUUCUUGCGACGGGUGCGGUGAGUGAGCGCGACCUGGCCAAGCGCCGGAAGGAGGCGGAGCGCCUGAAGGAUGAGUCGCAGCGUGAGGACGGCCUUCGGACCCCCAAGGGCGCCGAGCUGGCGUUGCUCGAUGUGCCAGGAGGCCGCCGGUCCCUGCCGCAGGCAGUGGCAGCUGCGGCAGAGGCCGACGUGGCCCUGCUGGUGGUGUCUGCCAAGGGCCGGGAGCUGGAGGCGGCGCUGAAGGAGGCCGGAGGUGGCCCCUCGACGCUGGCGGAGCAGCUGCGGGCCGCGCGUGGCCUCGGCACCGCCGCCAAGGAUGGACGUCUGGCUGUUGCCGUGACAAAGAUGGACGAAGUUAGCUGGGCACAGGAUCGCUUCGACGAGGUGAUUGCCACGCUGACUCCGGUUCUGACGAAUGCAGGUUUCAGCCAGGCGGCCACAGUAUUUGUUCCAGUGGAUGGCCUCACGAACCAAGUGGAUGGCAGGAAGGCCUCCUGGCACACGGGCAGUUCACUCCUCCAAUGCCUGGACGACAUGGCCAGCAGCUCUGUGCCACGGCCGGGCGCGCUGCAGGUUCUGGUCUUCGAGUCCACGCCUGCUGCGAAGGGCGCGGUGCGCGUGCGAGGGCGCGUGGAACAAGGCACGCUGCGGCCGGGCGAGCGCUGCCUCUUGGCGCCUGGCUCUGCUCCGUGCACCGUGGAGGUGCUCCGCAUGGCUGCAUCUCGCAACGUGGUGGAUUUGCAGGAGGCCAAGAGUGGGCAGAAUGUGGAGCUUCAACUCUCGGGUGGACCUUUCCCUGACUGGCCAGCAGUGGGAAGUGCUUCGACCAUCGGCUGGUGUGGCGCAGUACUGGGCUCCGCUGAGUCGCCUGUAGAGGUAUCGGAGACGGUCAAGGCCUACUUGGAGGUCUUGGAGCUGCCACGGCCAAUGACUGCUGGCUUCAAGGCGGUCUUGCAUGUGCAUGCUGCGACGGUGGAUGCCGAGAUUGAAGAGAUCCUGGAUGCCACAGAUUGGGCGACCGGGGUGACAACGGAAAGACCGAAGAUUGUCAAGGCGGGACAGCGGCUGACUGUCGUGCUGAAGUUCUCCCGGCAGGUGCCCGUUUGCAGCGUCUCCGAUGCCCACUGCAGCCGCCUGGGCCUCUUGAUGCUCCGCCUGGAGGAGACGACCGUGGCUGUCGGCCACGUCCUUGAGGUGAGGUGA